Sphaeramia orbicularis (orbiculate cardinalfish) is the source of this 26845-nucleotide messenger RNA. It is a transcript of the gene dspb, whose product is annotated as desmoplakin b. Gene Ontology annotation, molecular function: structural molecule activity. Gene Ontology annotation, cellular component: intermediate filament; cytoplasm; plasma membrane. The coding region runs from base 141 to 26777 and encodes 8878 amino acids. Gene Ontology annotation, biological process: skin development; cell-cell adhesion; wound healing. NCBI's taxonomy places the organism in Eukaryota, Metazoa, Chordata, Actinopteri, Kurtiformes, Apogonidae. The record is from RefSeq and is a predicted model, not a curated record. The transcript has 26 exons.
GACAGGUGGGGAGACAGCCACAGCGCCAGCGCCAGGUUGGGCUGCCCGCUGCGCCUCUCCUCCACCCGCAGCGCAGACACACACUCCUCCGACUGUUUCCUAGUAAACAUCGGCUGAGAGGUGGCUGUUUUCCGGUCAAGAUGAGUAUGUACGGGUCUCAGAAGGGCCUGAACAUGGGCCGCAGGGCCAGUUCCAGAGGCGAUCUGACCAGAGAGGGAACCUAUUACGCACGGAGCGAAGUGAUGCAUGGAGGCGGUAAUGGAUACGACCCCUACAUGGAUGGAUACAACACCUACACCUUUUCAAAGGGCUCUUCUAUGAGAGUGCCACAAGAAAUGGGAAGCGGCACGGGGGGCGGAAUGCCAACAGGAAUGAGUGGCUCCAGUCUCAACGCCAUCCACCAGAAGGCCAUGAUUCUGCAGGGCCAGUGCCAGGAAUACCUGAAGAAAGCUGAAUACACCCUUCAGUCUGGCAGUGGAGAUGCAGAGCGCUACAUGGCAAUGGCCAAAGAGACGAUAGAGCAGCUGAAGGCCUGUGGGAUGGACCUGAGACAGAUGGGACAACCCAGCGACAAUAUAUUCAGGACUUUAGAGAUGUGUAAGGAUCAGCUGAGGGGCGUCCACAUGGCCAUGACCGGGUCCGUCCGCCGCAGGAAGAGCACCAGAGUGAGUUCUGGACCCUGGGAGGAGGCAGGACGGAGCUUUAACGAUGCCAUGGGCUGGAUCGCACAGCAGAAGCGUUUGAUUGAAACAGCUUCCUGGGGAGAUGAUCCUUCAACCAUAGAUCAGCAGCUCGUCAGCCAUCAGAAGUUUCACAGCUCCAUCCAGAGGAGUGUGGAGGUGGACCGAGCCCGGGACGAACUGGUCAAGAAUGGAGACAAGGCCAGCCUUCAUGCUCUGGAUCAGGAGUGGGAUAGUCUCCAACAAUUUUCCUGCGCUCGGACACAGCAACUGAGAGACUUCAUGCAAAUCAUUCAAGAAAUCUCCAAAGAAAUCAUGUGGGUGAAUGACAGGGAGGAAGAGGAGCUGAUGUUCGACUGGGGAGACAAAAAUAUCGACCAGUACAUCCCGAGGAAACAGGAGAGCUACUCGAAACUGAUGAGUGCACUGGAGGACAAAGAGAAGCAACUGAAUAAACUGAAAGCCAAAGUGGACAGUCAGCUGAAGAGCAACCACCCGGCUUCGGACAAGAUAGAGGCUUACAGGGACACACUGCAGACUCAGUGGAGUUGGCUCCUGCAAAUUACCAAGUGUAUUGACGUCCAUCUCAAGGAAAAUGCAGCGUACAGCCAGUUCUUCAGGGAGGCUAAUGAGACGUACAGCGCCCUGCAGAAGAGGCACGAGGCGGUCCGUAAGAAUUUUCCCUGUGACAAGAACACUCCACUGGAGAACCUGCAGGAACUCCUAAAGGGACUGGAGAGAGAAAGAGACAAGAUCAUGGAAAACAAGAGGCAGGUUCAACAUCUGGUCAGUAAGUCGAAGAGCAUCGUGAGGCUGAAGCCCAGGAACCCAGAUGAGAAGAGCAGCAGCCCCAUCAUCGUCAAAGCCUUGUGUGACUUUAAACAAGACCAGAAAGUGAUUCUUAAGGACAAUGAGGGGAUCCUGAAGGACAACAGUCAGCGCAGUAAAUGGCAUGUGACCGGCCCAGGAGGACUUGACAUGUUGGUGCCUUCUGUGUGUCUGAUGAUACCACCACCCAACCCAAUCAGCAUCAGCCUGGCCAACAAGAAUGAGCAGUACUAUGAGGCCAUCAUGUCAAUCUGGAAUCAGCUUUACAUCAACGUUAAGAGUCUCAUCGCCUGGCAGUACUGUCUGUUGGACAUCAAACGCAUCAACUCUCUCACCAUGACCAUGCUGUCCAAGAUGAGUCAAGAGGAGUAUCGCCAGAUCAUCAGGAGUAUGGAGACUCACUACGAGGAGUUCAAAAAGACCUCCAAGGGCUCCCAGAUGUUUGCUGAGGAGGACAGGAAGGUUAUAGAGAACCAGUUCACCGGAGCCCAGGCCCAUUAUGACAAACUGGUGGUGCAGCUGCCAAGCUACGUUGGUGGAGAAGAAGUAGAAGAAAUAGAAGAAAUAGAAGAAGAGGAAGUAGUUGAAGUGCAGCAACAGCAAGUUGUCGAACUGCAGCACCAGCCAACAAUGGUUGAGGUUCAGCAUCAACAAGUAGUCCAGCUUCAGCACCAGCCAGUAGUACAGCAGCCGCAUUUUAUCAUAAUCCAACCUCAGCAGCAGCAGCUACAUCUUCUGCAACUGCAGCACCAGCAGCAGAUACAACUACAGCAGCAGCAGCUUCAGCUGCAGCAGCAGCAAGCAGCUGAAGAAGAGGCCAUCAGGGUUGAAGAGGCCCGGAUACUCGAAGAGACCCGAAUACUCGAAGAGACCCGGAGACUCGAAGAAGCCCGGAUACUCGAAGAGACCCGGAAACUUGAAGAGGCCCGGAGACUUGAGGAGGCCCGGAAACUCGAAGAAACCCGGAGAUUCGAAGAAGAAAGGCGGAGAGCUGAAGAAGAAAGGCGGAGGGUCGAAGAAGCCCGGAGACGGGAAGAAGUCCGGAGACUCGAAGAAGAAAGGCGGAGGCUCGAAGAAGAAAGGCGGAGAGCUGAAGAAGCAAGACUGAGAGCCGAAGAAGAAAGACGGAGAGCUGAGCUGAGAAAACAGGCGGAAAGGAAGGAGCAAGUGAUCAAGAGAGAAACAGUUAAAGUGACGAAGGCGGAGCCUGUGAGGAGGAAGGUGCUGCUGUCCUCAUCAUCCUCUUCCUCCUCCAUAUCCUCCUCCCAGAGUUUAUCAGACCUGCAUUCUCUCAGACUGAGGCUGGAGGCCGCCGAGGGCACGCUCAGUCAACACCUUCACGUCUCUAUAGGAGACGACAGCGUGCACGACUGUGGCCUCAAGAUCACACAGUUAGAGAUGGUGCAGCGCGACGUCGACUUAAUGCGUGACGAGUAUCUCCGCCUGAGGGAUCGCAUUUUGAGGGAGCUGGAAACCAUUAGUGAUUCAGACAAAGCCCAGUUCCUUCGCAGUGAGAUUGGAGUCAUCAGCCAAAGAUUGGCCAGUCUGGAGAGCAGCUCAUCGGCUUACGUGAUGCGUAUUCGGGCUUUAAGGGAUCUGCUGCAGAGUCUGGCUCGGGCUGAGGAUACAGUGAAAGUUUAUGAAGCCAGACUGACAGAGAAGGAAACAACCUCUCUGCAGCCUAGUGAAGUGCAACAUUACAUGACAACCCUGGAGGCUAUUAAAGCAGAGCUGGAUCAGAAGAGGGAUGUUCUGGCGGCCAUGGAGGCGGAGCUGACCAAGGCAACCCACUGGAACUGCCAGGUGGGCGGGCCUUUCCACAGGUGUGACAUGAUGCUGUCCAAAUACACCGAACAGGUCAGCCUGCUGUCGGACCGCUGGAAACGAAUCCAGGGACAGAUUGACACCAGAAUCCAAGAUCUGGAGGUCUAUCUUCCUCAGCUGCAACAUUACCAGCAAGUCAGCACCUCUCUCAGCGACUGGAUUGAUAUCACAAGGAAGAAACAGGAUGCAUUGCAAGCUACAAAGAUCGAAAGCGUCCAAGCUCUGAAAACCCAUAUUAGCAACCAGAAGGCUCUGAACUCAGAAAUCAAAUCACGGAGGGAAACAUUAGAUGGUGUGCUGAGGGACAAUGAGGCCUGUGUCAACUCUAUUAAAGACUAUGAAACAGACCUUGCAUCUUACAGCUCUGGUUUAGAGACUCUGCUCAACAUCCCCAUUAAGAGGACAAUGCUGAAGUCACCAUCAGUGGAUCUUAACCAGGAGGCAACACAUCUACAAACUCGUUACAUGGAGUUGCUCACUUUAUCUGGUGACUACAACAAAUUCCUAGGAGACCUGCUCAAAAACAUGGAGGAGCUUAAGAUUCGAAACACAAGGAUUGACCUGUUAGAAGAAGAACUUCGCUUGCUGAAAGACGAUCUUGAUGACCGUAAUACCAAGAACAAAUCGCUAGAAGAUGCUGUCUCUCGUUACCAGCUGGAGCUAUCACAGGCUCAGGAGCAGCUGCUGUCAGUGGAGGAUGUGAAGCAAAAGACAGUUCUUCAGUGCAGUGCCACCAAAGAGAGCCUUGACUCCACUCAAAGCCAGCUGUCAGACCUCAAUGAUGAGGUGACCCGCCUUAACUACCUGCUUGAGGAAGAGAAGAGGAAGAAAAGGCUGGCAGAGGAGCGUUACACUCAGCAGCAGGAGGAGUAUGAGGGGGUGCUGAGGAAGAGGCAGAAGGAGCUUGAGACCGUUAGCCGGUCCAAGAUGGAGAUAGAGAAGAGCGUGGCAAAUAAAGAUCAUGAGAUUGAGCAGCUGCAGCGGCAGCUGGAGGAGGAAGCAGCGAGGAUCAAGGAGCUACAGAAGGAGAUGUCAAAGACAACAGCUCUGGUGAAAUCCCUUCAGUCACAGUAUAAUGAUAUUGUGAGUGAGAGAGAUGCUCUUCUCAAGAAACUGCAUAUAUCAGAAAAAGACAAAAGUCGCAUGCAAAGACUAGAGGAGGAUCUUGCUCAUAUGAAACUAUCACUAGAUUCUGAGCUUCGAAAUAAACAACGUUUACAAGAGGACCAUGACAGAGUGAAGAGGGAUGUGAGUUACUGGAAGGACCAACAUGAUAGUAAGCAGAGUGUGAUGAGACAGUAUGAUUCAGACAAGGAGCGUCUGGAGAGAGAAAAGAACUCUUUGAAAAGUGAGGUAGAGCGGCUGAUGAGAGAACUCAGGGAGCUUGAGGACACAUAUAAAAGUAGGCUGUCUACACUCCAGAAGGAAGUAAAAGAAGUUACUGUGGUCAGACAAACCAUGGAGACUGAGCUGAAGAAGGCUAGAGAGCCCCCAACCUUGGAUCCCAACACCUUGAUUUUUGAUGGUGUCCGCAAACCAGUAACAGCAAAGGACUUGCUUGACUGUGAUGUGUUGGAUAAACCAACAUUUAACCAACUUGUAAAGGGGAAUAAGACAGUGCCUGAAGUAUCUGUUGACAAAAAGGUCAAUCUCAAAGGAACAGGCCCGAUAGCUGGUGUGGUGAUUGAAAGUCCAAAAGGUCCACGAUCUAUUAAAGAACCUCUGAACAAAAUGACUUUCACUGAAGCAAAGAAGGCAAAUCUCCUUCCACCCGAUAGUGUUGAUCUGUUACUGGAUGCUCAGGCUGCCACAGGACACAUCAUUGAUCCUAGAACUAAUCAGAAGUUGACAGUUGAGGAGGCAUGUAAUCAAGGUGUAGUUGAUGAUGAGGACAAAGAAAGGUUACUUGCAGCAGAGGCGGCUGCUAUAGGAUAUGGUGGUCCUGGCAGAAGCAAGCCUCUUUCCGUAUUUCAGGCCAUGAGAAAAGGAUUGAUUGACAAGAACACAACUCUGCGUCUGUUACAAGCUCAGGAGUCAGUUGGGGGAAUUUUAGAUCCAAUCCUUAGUGUGUUUCUUCCCAAAAACACUGCCAUUGAGCGUGAUCUGAUCAAUGAUGACAUAUACCGAGCUCUGAAUCAGAGGCCUGAACUCUACCUAGACCCAGAAAGUGAGGAGGGUACAACCUACAUGGCAAUGAAGAGAAGGUGCAAGGUGGAUCCACACACAGGCCUACUGCUUCUUCCUGUCCCUGAAAAACUUGACCCAUCCAAAUUGAUAUUUGAGGGGGUUCGGAAACCUGUCACGCACAAGCAGUUGCUUGAUUGUGGUGUUCUAGACAAGCCCACAUUUAAAGAUCUAGAAAAGGGGAAAAAGUCUGUUCCAGAGGUGUCUGCAGACAAAAUUGUCAGUUUAAAGGGGACUGGGCCAAUUGCUGGGGUUAUAGCAGGAAAUCAAGACAAAAUGUCUUUGUCAGAAGCUAAAAAAGAAAUGCUCUUACCAUCAGAUAUUGCAGAUUUGCUACUGGAAGCUCAGGCUGCUACAGGCCACAUCAUUGACCCCAAAACCAAUAAAAAGUUGACAGUAGAAGAGGCAUGUGCUAAAGGAGUGGUGGAUAGAAGUGAUCGAGACAGAUUACUGGCAGCAGAAGCCGCUGCUGUAGGUUACAAAGACCCCAAUUCAGCCAAGCCUCUCUCUGUAUUUGAGGCCAUGAAAAAGGGACAAAUUGACAAUAAGACUGGUCUACGUCUUCUGCAGGCCCAGGAAUCUGUUGGAGGAAUUUUAGAUCCAAAUCUCAGUGUGUUCCUCCCCCAUGACACAGCUAUUAAGCGCAAUCUUCUGGACAAAAUGACUCAGCGUGCUCUAAACCAAAAUCCUGAGUGUUAUAUUGACCCAGAAACUGAACAAGAGGUCAGCUAUGACGCAUUAAAGAAAACAUGCAAGAAAGAGCCUCACACAGGACUGCUACUUUUGCCUAUCACAGAAAAGCUACACCCUUCCAAACUAGUAUUUGAUGGUGUUCGGAAACCUGUCACAUCCAAGCAGCUACUUGAUUGUGGUGUUUUAGAUAAGCCCACAUUUAAAGAUCUAGAAAAGGGGAAGAAAUCUGUCCCUGAGGUGUCUGUAGACAAAAAGGUCAAUCUUAAAGGGACAGGGCCAGUUGCUGGAGUUAUAGCUGGAAAUAAAGGCAAAAUGUCUUUGUCAGAGGCCAAGAAACAAAUGCUUUUACCAUCAGACAUUGCAGAUCUACUACUGGAUGCUCAGGCUGCCACAGGUCACAUCAUUGACCCCACAACCAACAAGAAGCUGACAGUAGAAGAGGCAUGUGCCAAAGGGGUUGUAGACAUGAGAGACAGAGACAGAUUACUGGCAGCAGAGGCAGCUGCUGUAGGCUACAAAGAUCCUAGUUCGACUAAGCCUCUCUCAGUGUUUGAAGCCAUGAAGAAGGGAAAAAUUGACAAUAACACUGGGCUACGUCUUCUACAGGCCCAGGAAUCUGUUGGAGGAAUUUUGGAUCCAAAUCUCAGUGUGUUCCUCCCCCAUGACACUGCUAUUAAACGCAAACUUUUGGAUGACGACACACAGCAUGCUCUAAACCAAUGUCCUGAGUGCUACAUUGACCCAGAAACAGAACAAGAUGUCACCUAUGACAAUUUAAAGAAAAGAUGUAAGACAGAGCCUCACACUGGCCUGCUUCUUUUGCCCAUCACUGAGAAGCUAGACCCUUCCAAACUAAUAUUUGAUGGUGUGCGUAAGCCAGUCACAGCACAAAAAUUACUUGACUGCGGAGUCCUAGAUAAGCCAACAUUUAACCAACUCAUAAAAGGGGAGAAAACUGUGCCAGAGGUUUCUGAAGAAAAAAAGGUCUUUCUAAAAGGAACUGGAUCAAUUGCUGGUGUGGCAGCUGGACCCUUAGGAAAAAUGUCUUUAUCAGAGGCAAAAAAACAGAAGCUCAUGCUCCCAGACAGUGCAAAUUUGCUACUAGAUGCCCAGGCUGCAACAGGUCACAUCAUUGACCCAACAACCAACCAGAAGCUCACAGUAGAUGAGGCAUGUGCCAAAGGAGUGGUGGACACUCGGGAUCGAGAAAGGCUCUUAUCAGCUGAAGCUGCUGCUGUUGGCUACCGGGAUUCUAGGACAGCCACACCUCUAUCAGUGUUUGAGGCUAUGAAAAAGAAAAUUAUUGAUGAAAAAACUGGGUUACGUCUUUUGCAGGCUCAGGAGUCUGCAGGGGGCAUACUAGAUCCCAUCCUUAGUGUGUUCCUCCCUAAAGACACAGCUAUAAAACGCAAUCUUUUGGAUGAUACCAUUUGUAAGGCCUUGAAACGGAGUCCAAAAUGUUACAUUGAUCCAGACACUGAGGAUGAUAGUACUUAUGGGGAUUUGAGAAGAAAAAGCAAAGUAGAUUCUCCCACAGGCCUGAUACUUUUGCCAAUAAACGAAAGGAAAGAUCCAUCACAACUUUUCUUUGAUGGGGUCCGCAAGCCAGUCUCUGCAAAACAGCUAUUUGAAUCUGGAGUGCUUGACAAACCAACAUUAAAUGAGUUAGUUAGAGGUGAGAAAACUCUUCCAAAGGUUGCUGAGGAAAAGAAGAUCUAUCUAAAGGGGACUGGCUCCAUUGCUGGAGUGAUAGCUGGGAAAGAAGGAAAAUUGUCAUUUUCUGAAGCAAAGAAAAAGACUCUGCUGUCCCAGGAAAUUGCAGAUUUAUUAUUAGAAGCUCAGGCUGCAACAGGUCACAUCAUUGACCCGAAAAACAAUCAGAAGUUAACAGUAGAAGAGGCCUGUUCCAAAGGAGUAGUGGAUAUAAGAGAUCGAGACAAAUUAUUGGCAGCAGAGGCAGCUGCUGUGGGCUACAAAGAUCCCACUUCAGUGAAACCUCUUUCAGUAUUUGAAGCCAUGAAAAAAGGACUAAUUGACAAUACCACUGGCGUACGUCUAUUACAAGCCCAGGAGUCUGCUGGGGGCAUUUUGGAUCCGAAUCUGAGUGUAUUCCUCCCUAAAGAUACAGCUAUUAAACGGAAUCUACUGGAUGAAAACACCCGUAAUGCUUUAGACCAGAGUCCAAAAUGUUACUUUGAACCAGAAACUGAGCAGGAUAUGACCUAUGGGGCAUUAAAGGAAAAAUGCACCACAGAACCUAAAACAGGCCAGAAACUGUUACAUAUCUCUGAGAAGAUUGAUCCCUCAAAACUGAUCUUUGAUGGUGUUCGUAAGCCAGUGACAGCAGAGGAGUUACUGGAUUGUGGCAUCCUGGAUAAACCAACACUUAACAAACUAAUGAAGGGAGAGAAAACCAUCCCAGAGGUUUCUGAGGAAAAGAAGGUCUUCUUAAAAGGCACUGGUUCAAUUGCUGGUGUGGAAGCUGGACCUUCAAGGGCAUUGUCCUUUACAGAGGCAAAGAAACAAAAAAUGGUGUCUCCUGACAGUGCUGACAUGCUUUUGGAAGCCCAGGCAGCCACUGGUCACAUCAUUGACCCGACAAAAAAUCAGAAGUUAACAGUAGAAGAGGCAUGUUCGAAAGGAGUAGUGGAUAUAAGAGAUCGAGACAAAUUAUUGGCAGCAGAGGCAGCUGCUGUGGGCUACAAAGAUCCCACUUCAGUGAAACCUCUUUCAGUAUUUGAAGCCAUGAAAAAAGGACUAAUUGACAAUACCACUGGCGUACGUCUAUUACAAGCCCAGGAGUCUGCUGGGGGCAUUUUGGAUCCGAAUCUGAGUGUAUUCCUCCCUAAAGAUACAGCUAUUAAACGGAAUCUACUGGAUGAAAACACCCGUAAUGCUUUAGACCAGAGUCCAAAAUGUUACUUUGAACCAGAAACUGAGCAGGAUAUGACCUAUGGGGCAUUAAAGGAAAAAUGCACCACAGAACCUAAAACAGGCCAGAAACUGUUACAUAUCUCUGAGAAGAUUGAUCCCUCAAAACUGAUCUUUGAUGGUGUUCGUAAGCCAGUGACAGCAGAGGAGUUACUGGAUUGUGGCAUCCUGGAUAAACCAACACUUAACAAACUAAUGAAGGGAGAGAAAACCAUCCCAGAGGUUGCCGAAGAAAAGAAAGUCUUCUUAAAGGGCACUGGUUCGAUUGCCGGUGUGGAAACUGGACCCUCUAGGGCAUUGUCCUUUACAGAAGCAAAGAAACAAAAAAUGGUGUCUCCUGACAGUGCUGACAAGUUAUUGGAGGCCCAGGCAGCCACAGGUCACAUCAUUGACCCCAAAAACAAUCAGAAGCUAACAGUAGAAGAGGCAUGUUCCAAAGGAGUCGUGGAUAUAAGAGAUCGAGACAAAUUAUUGGCAGCAGAAGCAGCUGCUGUGGGCUACAAAGAUCCCACUUCAGGUAAACCUAUUUCAGUAUUUGAGGCCAUGAAGAAAGGACUAAUUGACAGUAAGACAGGUCUGCGUCUCUUGCAGGCCCAGGAGUCUGCUGGAGGUAUUUUGGAUCCCAUUCGUAGUGUGUUCCUCCCAAAAGAUGAAGCUAUCAAACGCAAUAUUUUGGAUGAAAAGACCCGUAACGCUUUAAAACAAAGUCCAAAAUCUUACAUUGAUCCAGAAACUGAGCACGAUGCGACCUACGAGGAUUUAAAGGAAAAAUGCACAACAGAUCCUAAAACAGGCCAGAAACUGCUGAAAAUCUCAGACAAGAUUGAUCCCUCAAACCUGAUCUUUGAUGGCGUUCGUAAGCCAGUCAAAGCAGAGGAGUUACUGGAUUGUGGCAUCCUGGAUAAACUAACAUUUAAUAAACUAAUAAAAGGAGAGAAAACCAUCCCAGAGGUUGCUGAAGAAAAGAAAGUCUUCUUAAAGGGCACUGGUUCAAUUGCCGGUGUGGAAACUGGACCCUCUAGGGCAUUGUCCUUUACAGAGGCAAAGAAACAAAAAAUGGUCUCUCCUGACAGUGCUGACAAGUUAUUGGAGGCCCAGGCAGCCACAGGUCACAUCAUAGACCCCAAAAACAAUCAGAAGCUAACAGUAGAAGAAGCCUGUUCCAAAGGAGUAGUGGAUAUACGGGAUCGAGACAAAUUAUUGGCAGCAGAAGCAGCUGCUGUGGGCUACAAAGAUCCCACUUCAGGUAAACCUAUUUCAAUAUUUGAGGCCAUGAAGAAAGGACUAAUUGACAAUAAGACUGGGCUGCGUCUUUUACAGGCUCAGGAGUCUGCUGGAGGUAUUUUGGAUCCUGUUCGCAGUGUAUUCCUCCCAAAAGAUGAAGCUAUCAAACAAAAUCUUUUGGAUGAACCGACCCGUAACGCUUUAAAACAAAGUCCAAAAUCUUACAUUGAUCCAGAAACUGAGCAUGAUGCGACCUAUGAGGAUUUAAAGGAAAAAUGCACAACAGAUCCUAAAACAGGCCAGAAACUGCUGAAAAUCUCAGACAAGAUUGAUCCCUCAAACCUGAUCUUUGAUGGUGUUCGUAAGCCAGUCAAAGCAGAGGAGUUACUGGAUUGUGGCAUCCUGGAUAAACCAACUUUUAAUAAACUAAUAAAAGGAGAGAAAACCAUCCCAGAGGUUGCUGAAGAAAAGAAAGUCUUCUUAAAGGGCACUGGUGCAAUUGCGGGUGUGGAAACUGGACCUUCUAAAGCAUUGUCCUUCACAGAGGCAAAGAAACAAAAAAUGGUGUCUCCUGACAGUGCUGACAAGUUAUUGGAGGCCCAGGCAGCCACAGGUCACAUCAUAGACCCCAAAAACAAUCAGAAGCUGACAGUAGAAGAGGCCUGUUCCAAAGGAUUAGUGGACAUAAGGGAUCGAGACAAAUUAUUGGCAGCAGAAGCAGCUGCUGUGGGCUAUAAAGAUCCCACUUCAGGUAAACCUAUUUCAGUAUUUGAGGCCAUGAAGAAAGGACUAAUUGACAAUAAGACUGGGCUGCGUCUUUUGCAGGCCCAGGAGUCUGCUGGAGGUAUUUUGGAUCCUAUUCGCAGUGUAUUCCUCCCAAAAGAUGAAGCUAUCAAACAGAAUCUUUUGGAUGAAAAGACCCGAAACGCUUUAAAGCAAAGUCCAAAAUCUUAUACUGAUCCUGAAACUGAGCAUGAUGUGACCUACGAGGACUUAAAGGAAAAAUGCACAAUAGAUCCUAAGACAGGCCAGAAAUUGCUGAAAGUCUCAGAAAAGAUCGAUCCCUCAAACCUGAUCUUUGAUGGUGUUCGUAAGCCUGUCACAGCAGAGGAGUUACUGAAUUGUGGCAUCCUGGAUAAACCAACAUUUAUUCAACUAAUGAAGGGAGAGAAAACAAUCCCAGAGGUUUCUGAGGAAAAGAAAGUGUUUUUAAAAGGCACUGGUUCAAUUGCAGGUGUGGAAGCUGGACCUUCAAGGGUAAUGUCCUUUACAGAGGCAAAGAAACAAAAGUUGGUCUCUCCUGACAGUGCUGACAAGUUAUUGGAGGCCCAGGCAGCCACAGGUCACAUCAUUGACCCUAAAAACAAUCAGAAGCUAAUAGUCGAAGAGGCCUGUUCCAAAGGAGUAGUGGAUAUAAGAGAUCGAGAUAAAUUACUGGCAGCAGAGGCAGCUGCUGUGGGCUACAAAGAUCCAACUUCAGCCAAACCUCUUUCAGUAUUUGAGGCCAUGAAGAAAGGACUGAUUGACAAUAAGACUGGGCUGCGUCUCUUACAGGCCCAGGAAUCUGCUGGAGGCAUUUUGGAUCCCAUUCGCAGCGUGUUUCUCCCAAAAGAAGAAGCUAUCAAACAAAAUCUUUUGGAUGAAAAGACCUGUGGUGCUUUAAAACAAAGUCCAAAAUCUUACAUUGAUCCAGAAACUGAGCAUGAUGUGAGCUAUGAGGAUUUAAAGGAAAAAUGCACAACGGAUCCUAAAACAGGCCAGAAACUGCUGAAAGUCUCAGAGAAGAUUGAUCCUUCAAAACUUAUAUUUGAUGGUGUUCGAAAGCCAGUCACAGCAGAGGAAUUAUUGGAUUGUGGCAUCCUGGAUAAACCAACAUUUAACAAACUAAUGAAGGGAGAGAAAACCAUCCCAGAGGUUGCUGAGGAAAAGAAGGUCUUUUUAAAAGGCACUGGUUCAAUUGCUGGCGUGGAAACUGGACCUUCAAAGGCAAUGUCCUUUACAGAGGCAAAGAAACAAAAAAUGGUGUCUCCUGACAGUGCUGACAAGUUAUUGGAGGCCCAGGCAGCCACAGGUCAUAUCAUUGAUCCUAAAAACAAUCAGAAGCUAACAGUAGAAGAGGCCUGUUCCAAAGGAGUAGUAGAUAUAAGAGAUCGAGACAAAUUAUUGGCAGCAGAGGCAGCUGCUGUGGGCUACAGAGACCCUACUUCAGCCAAGCCUCUUUCAGUAUUUGAGGCCAUGAAGAAAGGACUAAUUGAUGAUAAAACUGGGCUCCGUCUCUUACAGGCCCAGGAGUCUGCUGGAGGCAUUUUGGAUCCAAUUCGCAGCGUGUUUCUUCCAAAAGAUGAAGCUAUCAAACACAAACUUCUAGAUGAAAAGACCUAUAAUACUUUAAAACAAAGCCCAAAAUCUUACAUUGAUCCUGAAACUGAGCAUGAUGUCAGCUAUGAGGAUUUAAAGGAAAAAUGCACCACAGAGCCUAAAACGGGCCAGAAACUGCUCAAAAUCUCUGAGAAGAUCAAUCCCUCAAACCUGAUCUUUGAUGGUGUUCGUAAGCCAGUCAAAGCAGAGGAGUUACUGGAUUGUGGCAUCCUGGAUAAACCAACAUUUAAUAAACUAAUAAAAGGAGAGAAAACCAUCCCAGAGGUUGCUGAGGAAAAGAAGGUCUUCUUAAAGGGCACUGGUUCGAUUGCUGGUGUGGAAGCUGGACCUUCAAAGGCAAUGUCCUUUACAGAGGCAAAGAAGCAAAACUUGCUGUCUCCUGACAGUGCUGACAAGUUAUUGGAGGCCCAGGCAGCAACAGGCCACAUUAUUGAUCCCAAGAACAAUCAGAAACUAACAGUAGAAGAGGCAUGUUCCAAAGGAGUAGUGGAUAUAAGAGAUCGAGACAAAUUAUUGGCAGCAGAGGCAGCUGCUGUGGGCUACAAAGAUCCUGUUUCAGCUGAGCCUCUUUCAGUAUUUGAGGCCAUGAAGAAAAAACUAAUUGAUAAUAAGACAGGACUGCGUCUCUUGCAGGCCCAGGAGUCUGCUGGAGGCAUUUUGGAUCCCAUUCACAGCGUGUUCCUCCCAAAAGAUGAAGCAAUCAAACGCAAUCUUUUGGAUGAAAAGACAUGUAAUGCUUUAAAACAAAGCCCAAAAUCUUACAUUGAUCCAGAAACUGAACGUGAUGUGAGCUAUGAGGAUUUAAAGGAAAAAUGCACAACGGAUCCUAAAACAGGCCAGAAACUGCUGAAAGUCUCAGAGAAGAUCGAUCCCUCAAACCUGAUCUUUGAUGGUGUUCGUAAGCCAGUCAAAGCAGAGGAGUUACUGGAUUGUGGCAUACUGGAUAAACCAACAUUUAAUAAAUUAAUAAAGGGUGAGAAAAGCAUCCCAGAGGUUGCUGAGGAAAAAAAGGUUUUCUUAAAGGGCACUGGUUCAAUUGCAGGUGUGGAAGCUGGACCUUCAAGGGCAAUGUCGUUCACAGAGGCAAAGAAACAAAAACUCAUGUCCCCUGACAGUGCUGACAAGUUGUUGGAGGCCCAGGCAGCAACAGGCCACAUUAUUGACCCCAAAAACAAUCAGAAGCUAACAGUAGAAGAGGCAUGUUCCAAAGGAGUAGUGGAUAUAAGAGACCGGGACAAAUUAUUGGCAGCAGAAGCAGCAGCUGUGGGCUACAAAGAUCCUGUUUCAGCUGAGCCCCUUUCAGUAUUUGAGGCCAUGAAGAAAGGACUAAUUGACAAUAAGACUGGGCUGCGCCUCUUGCAGGCCCAGGAGUCUGUUGGUGGCAUUUUGGAUCCCAUUCGCAGUGUGUUCCUCCCAAAAGAUGAAGCUAUCAAACGCAAUAUUUUGGAUGAAAAGAUCCGUACUGCUUUAAAACAAAGUCCAAAAUCUUACAUUGAUCCUCAAACUGAGCAUGAUGUGAGCUAUGAGGACUUAAAGGAAAAAUGCACCACAGAUCCUAAAACAGGCCAGAAACUGCUCAAAGUCUCAGAGAGGAUCGAUCCUUCAAAACUGAUCUUUGAUGGUGUUCGUAAGCCAGUCACAGCAGAAGAGUUACUGGAUUGUGGCAUCCUGGAUAAACCAACAUUUAACAAAUUAUUAAAGGGAGAGAAAACCAUCCCAGAGGUUGCUAAGGAAAAGAAAGUCUUUCUAAAAGGCACUGGUUCAAUUGCUGGUGUCGAAGCUGGACCUUCAAAAGCAAUGUCCUUCACAGAUGCAAAGAAACAAAAACUGAUUUCUCCUGACAGUGCUGACAAAUUAUUGGAGGCCCAGGCAGCCACAGGCCACAUCAUUGAUCCUAAAAACAAUCAGACGCUAACAGUAGAAGAGGCAUGUUCCAAAGGAGUAGUGGAUAUAAGAGAUCGAGAUAAAUUAUUAGCAGCAGAAGCAGCUGCUGUGGGCUAUAAAGAUCCUGUUUCUGCUGAGCCACUUGCAGUAUUUGAGGCCAUGAAGAAAGGACUAAUUGACAGUAAGACUGGGUUACGCCUCUUGCAGGCCCAGGAGUCCGUUGGAGGCAUUUUGGAUCCCAUUCGCAGUGUGUUCCUCCCAAAAGAUGAAGCUAUCAAACAUAAGCUUUUGGAUGAAAAGACCUGCAAUGCUUUAAAACAAAGUCCAAAAUCUUACAUUGAUCCAGAAACUGAGCAUGAUGUGAGCUAUGAGGAUUUAAAGGAAAAAUGCACAAUGGAUCCUAAAACAGGCCAGAAACUGCUGAAAGUUUCAGGGAAAAUCAAUCCCUCAGACCUGAUCUUUGAAGGUGUUCGUAAGCCUGUCACAGCAGAGGAGUUACUGGAAUGUGGCAUCCUGGAUAAACCAACAUUCAAUAAACUAAUGAAGGGAAAGAAAACCAUACCAGAGGUUGCUGAGGAAAAGAAGGUCUUUUUAAAGGGCACUGGUUCAAUUGCUGGUGUCAACAUUGGACCUUCAAAGACAAUGACCUUUACAGAGGCAAAGAAACAAAAAUUGAUGUCCCCUGACAGUGCUGACAAGUUAUUGGAGGCCCAGGCAGCCACAGGUCACAUCAUUGACCCUAAGAACAAUGAGAAGCUAACAGUAGAAGAGGCAUGUUCCAAAGGAGUAGUGGAUAUAAGAGAUCGAGACAAAUUAUUGGCAGCAGAAGCAGCUGCUGUGGGCUACAGAGAUCCUACUUCAGCCAAGCCUCUUUCAGUAUUUGAGGCCAUGAAAAAAGGACUGAUUGAAAAUAAGACUGGGCUGCGUUUCUUGCAGGCCCAGGAGUCUGCUGGAGGCAUUUUGGAUCCCAUUCGUAGCGUGUUCCUUCCAAAAGAUGAAGCUAUCAAACGCAAUCUUUUAGAUGAAAACACCCGAAACGCUUUAAAACAAAGUCCAAAAUCUUAUAUUAAUCCAGAAACUGAGGAUGAUGUGACCUAUGAGGAUUUAAAAGAAAAAUGCACCACAGAACCUAAAACAGGCCAGAAACUGCUAAAAGUCUCAGAGAAGCUUGAUCCCUCAAAACUGAUGUUUGAUGGUGUUCGUAAGCCAGUUACAGCAGAGGAGUUACUGGAUUGUGGCAUCCUGGAUAAACCAACAUUUAAUAAACUAAUUAAGGGUGAGAAAACUGUCCCAGAGGUUGCUGAGGAAAAGAAGGUCUUCUUAAAAGGCACUGGGUCAAUUGCUGGUGUGGAAGCGGGACCUUCAAAGGCAAUGUCCUUUACAGAGGCAAAGAAACAAAAACUGAUGUCUCCUGACAGUGCUGACAAGUUACUGGAGGCCCAGGCAGCCACAGGUCACAUCUUGGAUCCUGAGAACAAUCAGGAGCUAACAGUAGAAGAGGCCUGCUCCAAAGGAGUAGUGGAUAUAAGAGAUCGAGACAAAUUAUUGGCAGCAGAAGCAGCUGCUGUGGGCUACAGAGAUCCGACUUCAGCCAAACCUCUUUCAGUAUUUGAGGCCAUGAAGAAAGGACUAAUUGACAGUAAGACAGGUCUGUGUCUCUUGCAGGCCCAAGAGUCCGUUGGAGGUAUUUUGGAUCCCAUUCGCAGCGUGUUCCUCCCGAAAGAUGAAGCUAUCAAACGCAAUCUUUUAGAUGAAAAGACACGAGAUGCUUUAAAACAAAGCCCAAAAUCUUACAUUGAUCCUGAAACUGAGCAUGAUGUGACCUAUGAGGACUUAAAAGAAAAAUGCACAACAGAUUCUAAAACAGGCCAGAAACUGCUAAAAGUCUCAGAGAAGCUCGAUCCUUCAAAACUGAUCUUUGAUGGUGUUCGUAAGCCAGUCACAGCAGAGGAGUUACUGGAUUGUGGCAUCCUGGAUAAACUAACAUUUAACAAAUUAAUAAAGGGUGAGAAAACUGUUCCAGAGGUUGCUGAGGAGAAGAAAGUCUUCCUAAAAGGUACUGGUUCAAUUGCUGGUGUGGAAGCGGGACCUUCAAAGACAAUGUCCUUUACAGAGGCAAAGAAACAAAAACUAAUGCCUCCUGACAGUGCUGACAAGUUAUUGGAGGCCCAGGCAGCUACAGGUCACAUCAUUGAUCCUGAAAACAAUCAGGAGCUAACAGUAGAAGAGGCCUGUUCCAAAGGAGUAGUGGAUAUAAGAGAUCGAGACAAAUUAUUGGCAGCAGAAGCAGCUGCUGUGGGCUACAGAGAUCCUACUUCAGCCAAACCUCUUUCAGUAUUUGAGGCCAUGAAGAAAGGACUAAUCGACAUUAAGACAGGUCUGCGUCUCUUGCAGGCCCAAGAGUCCGUUGGAGGUAUUUUGGAUCCCAUUCGCAGCGUGUUCCUCCCAAAAGAUGAAGCUAUCAAACAUAAUCUUUUGGAUGAAAAGACACGUAAUGCUUUAAAACAAAGUCCAAAAUCUUACAUUGAUCCAGAAACCGAGCAUGGUGUGAGCUAUGAGGAUUUAAAGGCAAAAUGCACAACAGAUCCUAAAACAGGCCAGAAACUGCUAAAAGUCUCAAAGAAGCUUGAUCCCUCAAAACUGAUCUUUGAUGGUGUUCGAAAGCCAGUUACAGCAGAGGAGUUACUGGAUUGUGGCAUCCUGGAUAAACCAACAUUUAAUAAAUUAAUAAAGGGUGAGAAAACUGUUCCAGAGGUUGCUAAGGAAAAGAAGGUCUUCCUAAAAGGUACUGGUUCAAUUGCUGGUGUGGAAGCUGGACCUUCAAAGGCAAUGUCCUUUACAGAGGCAAAGAAACAAAAGCUGAUGUCUCCUGAGAGUGCUGACAAGUUAUUGGAGGCCCAGGCAGCAACAGGUCACAUCAUUGACCCUAAGAACAAUCAGGAGCUAACAGUAGAAGAGGCCUGUUCCAAAGGAGUAGUGGAUGUAAGAGAUCGAGACAAAUUAUUGGCAGCAGAAGCAGCUGCUGUGGGCUACAGAGUCCCUACUUCAGCCAAGCCUCUUUCAGUAUUUGAGGCCAUGAAGAAAGGACUAAUUGACAGUAAGACAGGUCUGCGUCUCUUGCAGGCCCAGGAGUCUGCUGGAGGCAUUUUGGAUCCCAUUCACAGCGUGUUCCUCCCGAAAGAUGAAGCUAUCAAACGCAAUCUUUUAGAUGAAAAGACAUGUAAUGCUUUAAAACAAAGUCCAAAAUCUUACAUUGAUCCCGAAACUGAGCAUGAUGUGACCUAUGAGGACUUAAAGGAAAAAUGCACCACAGAACCUAAAACAGGCCAGAAACUGCUAAAAGUCUCAGAGAAGCUCGAUCCUUCAAAACUGAUCUUUGAUGGUGUUCGUAAGCCAGUCACAGCAGAGGAGUUACUGGAUUGUGGCAUCCUGGAUAAACCAACAUUUAACAAAUUAAUAAAGGGUGAGAAAACUGUCCCAGAGGUUGCUGAGGAAAAGAAAAUCUUCCUAAAAGGCACUGGUUCAAUUGCUGGUGUGGAAGCGGGACCUUCAAAGACGAUGUCCUUCACAGAGGCAAAGAAACAAAAUCUAAUGCCUCCUGACAGUGCUGACAAGUUAUUGGAGGCCCAGGCAGCUACAGGUCACAUCAUUGAUCCUGAAAACAAUCAGGGGCUAACAGUAGAAGAGGCAUGUUCCAAAGGAGUAGUGGAUAUAAGAGAUCGAGACAAAUUAUUGGCAGCAGAAGCAGCUGCUGUGGGCUACAGAGAUCCUACUUCAGCCAAACCUCUUUCAGUAUUUGAGGCCAUGAAGAAAGGACUAAUUGACAGUAAGACAGGUCUGCGUCUCUUGCAGGCCCAAGAGUCCGUUGGAGGUAUUUUGGAUCCCAUUCGCAGCGUGUUCCUCCCAAAAGAUGAAGCUAUCAAACACAAUCUUUUGGAUGAAAAGACACGUAAUGCUUUAAAACAAAGUCCAAAAUCUUACAUUGAUCCAGAAACCGAGCAUGAUGUGAGCUAUGAGGAUUUAAAGGCAAAAUGCACAACAGAUCCUAAAACAGGCCAGAAACUGCUAAAAGUCUCAAAGAAGCUUGAUCCCUCAAAACUGAUCUUUGAUGGUGUUCGAAAGCCAGUUACAGCAGAGGAGUUACUGGAUUGUGGCAUCCUGGAUAAACCAACAUUUAAUAAAUUAAUAAAGGGUGAGAAAACUGUUCCAGAGGUUGCUAAGGAAAAGAAGGUCUUCCUAAAAGGUACUGGUUCAAUUGCUGGUAUGGAAGCUGGACCUUCAAAGGCAAUGUCCUUUACAGAGGCAAAGAAACAAAAGCUGAUGUCUCCUGAGAGUGCUGACAAGUUAUUGGAGGCCCAGGCAGCAACAGGUCACAUCAUUGACCCUAAGAACAAUCAGGAGCUAACAGUAGAAGAGGCCUGUUCCAAAGGAGUAGUGGAUGUAAGAGAUCGAGACAAAUUAUUGGCAGCAGAAGCAGCUGCUGUGGGCUACAGAGUCCCUACUUCAGCCAAGCCUCUUUCAGUAUUUGAGGCCAUGAAGAAAGGACUAAUUGACAGUAAGACAGGUCUGCGUCUCUUGCAGGCCCAAGAGUCCGUUGGAGGUAUUUUGGAUCCCAUUCGCAGCGUGUUCCUCCCAAAAGAUGAAGCUAUCAAACACAAUCUUUUGGAUGAAAAGACACGUAAUGCUUUAAAACAAAGUCCAAAAUCUUACAUUGAUCCAGAAACCGAGCAUGAUGUGAGCUAUGAGGAUUUAAAGGCAAAAUGCACAACAGAUCCUAAAACAGGCCAGAAACUGCUAAAAGUCUCAAAGAAGCUUGAUCCCUCAAAACUGAUCUUUGAUGGUGUUCGAAAGCCAGUUACAGCAGAGGAGUUACUGGAUUGUGGCAUCCUGGAUAAACCAACAUUUAAUAAAUUAAUAAAGGGUGAGAAAACUGUUCCAGAGGUUGCUAAGGAAAAGAAGGUCUUCCUAAAAGGUGCUGGUUCAAUUGCUGGUAUGGAAGCUGGACCUUCAAAGGCAAUGUCCUUUACAGAGGCAAAGAAACAAAAGCUGAUGUCUCCUGAGAGUGCUGACAAGUUAUUGGAGGCCCAGGCAGCAACAGGUCACAUCAUUGACCCUAAGAACAAUCAGGAGCUAACAGUAGAAGAGGCCUGUUCCAAAGGAGUAGUGGAUGUAAGAGAUCGAGACAAAUUAUUGGCAGCAGAAGCAGCUGCUGUGGGCUACAGAGUCCCUACUUCAGCCAAGCCUCUUUCAGUAUUUGAGGCCAUGAAGAAAGGACUAAUUGACAGUAAGACAGGUCUGCGUCUCUUGCAGGCCCAAGAGUCUGCUGGAGGCAUUUUGGAUCCCAUUCACAGCGUGUUCCUCCCGAAAGAUGAAGCUAUCAAACGCAAUCUUUUAGAUGAAAAGACAUGUAAUGCUUUAAAACAAAGUCCAAAAUCUUACAUUGAUCCCGAAACUGAGCAUGAUGUGACCUAUGAGGACUUAAAGGAAAAAUGCACCACAGAUCCUAAAACAGGCCAGAAACUGCUGAAAGUCUCUGACAAGAUCAAUCCCGCAAACCUGAUCUUUGAUGGUGUUCGUAAACCAGUCACAGCAGAGGAGUUACUGGAUUGUGGCAUCCUGGAUAAACCAACAUUUAAUAAACUAAUUAAGGGUGAGAAGACAGUUCAAGAAGUUUCUGAGGAAAAGAAAGUCUUCUUAAAGGGGACUGGAUCAAUUGCUGGUGUAGAAGCGGGACCUUACGGAGCAAUAUCCUUUACAGAAGCAAAGAAAAGGAAAAUUUUGUCACCUGAUAGUGCUGACAUGUUAUUGGAGGCUCAGGCAGCCACAGGUUACAUAAUUGACCCUAAAAACAACCAGAAGUUAACAGUAGAGGAUGCAUGUUCCAAAGGAUUAGUGGAUAUAAGAGAUCGGGAUAAAUUACUGGCAGCAGAGGCAGCUGCUGUGGGCUACAAAGAUCCUACUUCACCCAAGCCUCUUUCGGUAUUUGAGGCCAUGAAGAAAGGAAUAAUUAACAAUAAAACUGCACUACGUUUGUUGCAAGCACAGGAGUCAUCUGGAGGCAUUGUGGAUCCCAACCUCAGUGUUUUCUUCCCUAAAAAUGAAGCAAUUAAACGCAGUCUUUUAGAUGAAAACACUCACAAAACAUUAAAACAAAGUCCAAAAUGUUACAUUGAUCCAGAAACUGAGCAUGAUGUGACCUAUGAGGAUUUAAAACAAAAAUGCACAACAGAUCCUAAAACAGGUCAGAAACUGUUACAAGUCACUGACAAGAUCGAUCCAUCCAAACUGAUCUUUGAAGCCCUUCGUAAGCCAGUCACAGCCCAACAGUUACUGGAUUGUGAAAUCCUGGAUAAACCAACAUUUAACCAACUAACAAAGGGGCAGAAAAGUGUCCCAGAGGUUUCUGAAGAAAAGAAGGAUUAUCUGAAGGGGACAGGUUCAAUUGCUGGUGUUGUCGCUGGACCUUCAAAGAAAAUGUCCUUCACAGAGGCAAAGAAACAAAAACUGAUGUCUCCUGACAGUGCUGACAAGUUAUUGGAGGCCCAGGCAGCCACAGGACACAUCAUUGACCCUCAAAACAAUCAGAAGCUAACAGUAGAGGAAGCAUGUGCCAAAAGAGUUGUGGAUGUUAGAGACAGAGACAAACUACUAGCAGCAGAGGCAGCUGCUGUGGGCUACAAAGACCCUACUUCAGCCAAGCCUCUUUCAAUAUUUGAGGCCAUGAAGAAAGGAUUAAUUGACAAUAAGACUGCAUUACGUCUUUUACAGGCCCAGGAGUCUGUUGGAGGUAUUUUGGAUCCGGAACUCAGUUUGUUCCUGCCCAAAGAUACAGCUAUUAAGCGCAAACUUUUGGAUGAUAAGACUCAGAAUGCUUUAAAGCAGAGCCCUAAAUGUUACAUCGAUCCAGAAACUGAACAUGACAUCAGUUAUGAGGAUUUAAAGAAAAAAUGCACAACAGAUCCUCACACAGGCCAGAAACUGUUACAUGUCCCUGAGAAGAUUGAUCCCUCAAAAGUGACAUUUGAAGCUGUUCGCAAACCAGUCACAGCAGAGGAGUUACUGGAUUGUGGAAUCCUGGAUAAACAAACGUUUAACAAAGUGACAAAGGGGGAGAAAGCUGUCCCAGAGAUUUCUAAGGAAAAGAAGGACUUCUUACAGGGGACUGGAUCAAUUGCUGGUGUGAUAGCUGGGGGUUCAAGGAUAAUGUCUCUGACAGAGGCGAAGAAACAGAAAAUUAUAUCUCCUGAUAGUGCUGACUUGCUGUUACAGGCCCAGGCAGCCACAGGUUACAUCAUUGACCCCAAAAACAAUCAGAAGCUAACUGUAGAAGAUGCAUGUACCAGAGGAGUAGUGGAUAUAAGAGAUCGAGACAAAUUAUUGGCAGCAGAGGCAGCUGCUGUGGGCUACAAAGAUCCUACCUCAGCCAAACCUCUUUCAGUAUUUGAGGCCAUGAAGAAAGGACUAAUUGACAAUAAGACUGGGCUGCGUCUCUUGCAGGCCCAGGAAUCUUCUGGAGGCAUUCUGGAUCCCAUUCUCAGUGUGUACCUCCCCCAUGACACAGCUGUUAAGCGCAAACUUUUGGAUGAAAAUACUAAGAAAUCUUUAAAACAGAGUCCAAAGUGUUACAUCGAUCCAGAAACUGAGCAAGAUGUCAGCUAUGUGGCUUUAAAGGAAAAAUGCACAACAGAUGUUCACACAGGCCAGAAACUGUUGCAAGUCUCUGAGAAGAUUGAUCCCUCAAAACUGGUUUUUGAUGGUGUUUGUAAGCCAGUCACAGCAGAACAGUUGCUUGACUAUGGGGUCCUUGAUAAACCAACAUUAAACCAACUAAGAAAGGGGGAGAAAAGUAUCCAAACAUUUUCUGAGGAAAAGAAAGUCUAUUUAAAGGGCACUGGCUCCAUUGCUGGUGUUGUAGCUGGACAGUCAAGGAUAAUGUCCUUUACAGAGGCAAAAAAACAGAAAAUUCUGUCUCCUGAAAGUGCUGAUAUGCUAUUGGAGGCCCAGGCAGCCACAGGUCAGAUCAUUGAUCCCAGAAAUAACCAGAGGCUAACAGUAACACAGGCAUGUACCAAAGGUCUAGUUGAUGUAAGAGAUCGAGACAAAUUAUUGGCGGCAGAGGCAGCUGCUGUAGGCUACAAACACCCUACCUCAGCCAAACCUCUUUCAGUAUUUGAGGCCACAAAGAAAGGAAUAAUUGACAGUAAGACUGCACUACGUCUUCUGCAGGCACAGGAAUCUGUUGGAGGCAUUUUGGAUCCCAAUCUCAGUGUAUUCCUCCCUAAAGAUGAAGCUAUAAAACACAAUCUUUUAGAUGAAAACAUUCGCAAAGCUUUAAAAGAAAGUCCAAAAUGUUACAUUGAUCCAGAAACUGAGAACCAUGUCAGCUAUGAGGAUUUAAAGAAAAAAUGCUUGACAGAUCCUAAAACAGGCCAGAAAUUGUUACAAGUCUGUGAGAAGAUUGAUCCUUCAAAACUGAUCUUUGAUGGCAUUCGUAAGCCAGUGACUGCAGAGCAGUUAUUGAAUUGUGGGCUUCUGGAUAUAUCAACAUUUAACCAACUAAUAAAUGGAGAGAAAACUGUUCAAGAGGUGUCUGUGAAAAUUAAGGAUUUUCUCCAGGGGACAGCCACAGUUGGUGGUGUUGCAGCUGGGCCUUCAAGGAUAAUUUCCUUAACAGAAGCAAAGAAACAGAAAGUUUUGUCUCCUGAUAGUGUUGACCUGUUAUUGGAGGCUCAGGCAGCCACAGGUCAGAUCUUUGACACUAAAACCAAUCAGAAAUUAACAAUAGAGGAGGCAUGCACCAGGGGUAUUUUGGAUAUGAAAGAUCGGAAUAAAUUACUGGUAGCUGAGGCAGCUGCGGUCGGCUACAAAGAUCCUACAUCAUCCAAGCUUCUUUCAGUUUUUGAGGCCAUGAAGAAGGGAAUAAUUGACAGCCAAACUGGGCUACGUCUACUGCAGGCCCAGGUGUAUGUCGGAGGAAUUUUGGAUCCCAAUUUUAGUGUGUUCCUCCCCACAGAUGCAGCUAUUAAACGCAAUAUUUUGGAUGAAAGCACCUGGAUCAUUUUAAGGAAGAAUCCUAAAUGUUACAUUGAUCCAUUCUCUGGGCAGGAUAUCAGCUACAUGGCCUUGAUGGAAAAAUGCCAGACAGAUCCUCACACUGGCCAGAAAGUGUUUAAAGCGUGGGUGGAGAGUGAUUCCUCCAAACUGAUCUUUGAUGGUAUUCAUAACCCAGUCACUGCACAACAGUUAUUGGAUUGUGGCAUCUUGGAUAAGUCAACAUUUAACCAACUCAUGAAGGGAGAGAAAACUGUCAAAGAGGUGUCGAUAGAUAAACAAGUAUUUCUCAAAGGAACAGGCUCCAUUGCUGGUAUUGCAGGUGGACCAUUAAAGAAAAUGUCAUUUCAAGAGGCAAAGAAACAGAAUAUCAUAUCCCCUGAAAGUGCUUGCAUGCUAAUGGAAGCCCAGGCAGCCACGGGUCAGAUCAUUGACCCUACAACAAAGCAGAAACUGACAGUAAAAGAAGCAUGCGCCAUAAGAGGACUGGAUGACAAAGAUAAGUCAAGGUUGGUUGUAGCUGAGGCUGCUGCUACUGGAUUUAAAGACCCACAUUCUGCCAAUAUCCUGUCAGCUGGCCAGGCCAUGAGGAAAGGAUUAAUUGAUAAACAAACAACCUUGCGAUUGCUUCAGGCCCAAGAGGCUGCAGGGGGUAUUUUGGACCCUGUCCUUGGUGUCUUCCUCCCGAAAGAUGUUGCAAGGCAUCGAAAUCUCAUAGAUGAGGACCUAUACCAGGCACUGAAUCAGUGUCCUGAAUGCUAUGUGGAUCCAGACACCCAACAAUUGACUAGUUAUGUGUCUCUUAAGAAAAAAUGUAAGGUAGAUCAAAGCACAGGACUUUUACUUCUUCCUGAACCAGAAAAUCUGAAGAAAGUAACUGUCCAGGGGCUUCGGAGCCAGGUGUCAGUCACAGAUUUAGUUGACGCAAACCUACUGAAACAAUCUGAUGUAGAGCUACUGAUGAGUGGCAAAUUGACAAGCCAAGAUGUUGAGGACCGCUUGCGUUCUUACUUAAGGGGUUCAGCCUGUAUAGCAGGAGUUUAUGAUGAGGCCAGUGAUAAGGUGAUGCCUCUUUACCAUGCCAUGAAGGCUGGUCUGCUGCGACCAGGUACAACUUUGGAACUGCUUGAAGCACAAGCUGCAUCAGGUUUUAUCAUUGAUCCUGUCAACAAUGAUUACCUAACUGUAAGUGAUGCCUACAGUAAAAAAUUGUUUGGGCCAGAGUUCAAGGACAAGCUGCUCUCAGCGGAGAGGGCUGUAACUGGUUACAAACUGCGUGGCACAGACGAAGUCCUCUCCCUUUUUGAGGCCAUAGAGAGAGGUGUUAUUGAGAAAGGCCAUGGCAUCCGUCUACUCGAGGCUCAGAUUGCAAGUGGUGGCAUCAUUGAUCCUAAACAUAGCCACCGCAUUGAUGUGGAAGUAGCCUAUCAAAAAGGUUACUUUAAUGAGGAAAUGAAUGAGAUUCUGACUUACGAAGGAGAUGACACUAAAGGCUUCUUUGAUCCAAACACACAAGAAAACCUAACAUAUCUGGAACUUCAGAAACGAUGCAUUGCAGAUAAAAAGACUGGCCUUACGCUCCUGCCAAUCCUGGACAAGAAAAAGCAUGAGUCAACUCUGAAGAACACUCUGAGAAAGAGGAGAGUCAUAAUUGUGGACCCAGAGACUAACAGAGAGAUGACUGUACAUGAAGCAUAUAGCAAAGGCUACAUUGACCAUGAAACCUUUCUGGAGCUGUCUCAGCAGGAGUGUGAAUGGGAAGAGAUCACAAUCACAGAUCCAGAUGGUUCCACCCGGCUUGUUAUUGUUGACAGAAAGACUGGGAGAGAGUAUGAGAUCAGUGAACUACUUGAACGAGGAGUAAUUGAUCAAACCAUUUUGGAUCAGUAUCGCUCACGCACCAUCACCCUUACUCAAUUUGCAGAUAUCAUCAGUGAUAAGACCAAAUUUGGAUCAAUGUCUGCUACAAAAUCAUCAAUAGCCCCAAGCACAUCUUCAUUGACAUCUUCCACAUUUAUUUCAAGUUCAGCAUCCAUCGGUACAUCAUCCCCAGUAUUUACUUCAGGAGAUUCAGCAUCAAUGGGUACAUCUACAAUGACAUCUUCACAGUUUACUUCAUCAAACCAAGCUUCCUCAGUUACCCCUUCAAUGACAUCUUCAUCAUCUGUUGUGUCAAGAUCUUUGUCACCUACUCUUACUAAAAUGACCACAAUGAAAACUACCACAGUAAGAGAGCAAAGCACUUCAUUUAGUACAGUGGGACAGGACUCACCAGACUCCCGUAAGCACAUAUCCAGUAUUUCAAUAUCUCUGGCCUCCCCUGUUGAAACAGUAGGUGAACAGAACCCUGUGGGUGCCAUUUUUGAUACAGAGACUCUAGAGAAGAUAUCCAUUACUGAGGCUCUAAACCGUGGACUGUUGGAUUUGAUCUCUGCUCAAAGGCUACUAGAGGCCCAGGCCUGCACUGGAGGAAUAAUUGAUCCUGCAACUGGCCGUAAGGUCAGCAUCCAAGAGGCGUCCCGCUUGGGCUUAAUAACAGGUGACAUGGCCACCAAGCUUAAGCCUGCCCAAAAAGCAUACUUUGGCUUUGAAGAUGUUAAAACGAGGAAGAAGUUGUCUGCUGCUGAAGCAAUAAAGGAGAUGUGGCUUCCAUAUGAGGCAGGCCAAAGAUUCAUGGAGUACCAGUUUGUAACAGGUGGGCUUUAUGACCCAGAAAUGGGUUGCAGAAGAAACAUAGAAGAUGCUUUGAGAAUGGGCUGGUUGGAUGGAAGAACAGCUCAGAAGCUCCAAGACACCAAAAACCACACAAAGAACUUAACAUGCCCCAAGAGCAAACUCAAGAUCUCUUACAAGGAAGCUCUCGACAGUUGCCUAGUGGAGGAAGACACGGGGGUGAAAAUGCUCCAAGCGUCAUCAGUAUCCUCCAGAGGUAUCAGCAGUCCUUAUAAUGUCUCAUCUGCCCCGGGAUCUGCUACAGGCUCCAGAAGUGGCUCACGACGAAGCUCCCGCAGAAGCAGUGUGGACCUUGGAUCCCCCUCCUCCACAGUAGUCACUCGCUUCACUUACAGCAGCUUCAGCAGCUUUUCAUCCCAUAGAUAAGCCAAGACAGAGAACCUUCUUUUUGCAAAAAAAAAAAAAAAAAAAAAAAAAAGUUAGAAAAACUGAAU